CCAGCGGGGAGAUGAUGUCGGUUACAACACCUGGGACAAACCCGUGAGUGCUGGGGACACCCUGGCUGUUCCCCAGGAGGGGCCCAGCUCUCCCAGCAGUGUGGGCACAGCGGUGGCAGCAGAGGCAGCCCAGGACCUGCCCAGUCCAGCUCCUGCCCCGCUGAGUCCCACGGAGGCUGAGCCAGCAGCUCCUGCCCCAGAUGGAGCUGCUGAGGAGGAGGAGCCCCAGGAGCCUGUGGCUCCUGAGGAGACAAAGGCAGAAGGUUCUCCAAGCUUUGGGGAGCUGGUGCCAUCAGCAGGGACAGAGAGCCUGGUCCCUGCCCCACAGAGCCCCUCAGAGGGUAGCCAGGCCCUGCAGGUCACUGACCAGCAAAUCACCCCUGAGAUCCCGAGUGAGGCUGAGCUUGUGAUGCAGGGAUCUGAGCAGCAGCUGGAGGAACAGGGAGCCAUGGAACAAAGCACAGCUGCAGAAAUGCAAGAAACAGCAGCAGGGACACAAAGCCCAGUCCCUGCCCCACAGAGCCCCUCAGAGGGCAGCCAGACCCCGCUGGGCAGUGACCAGCAAAUCACCACUGAGAUCCUGACAAAGGCUGAGCUUGAGAUCCAGGGAUCUGAGCAGCAGCUGGAGGAACAGGGAGACAUGGAACAAAGCACAGCUGCAGAAACACAAGAAACAGCUGCAGGGAUAGAGAGUCCUGUCCCUGCCCCACAGAGCCCCUCAGAGGGCAGCCAGGCUCUGCUGGACAUGGCUGAGCUCAUGACCACUAAAAUCCUGAGUGAGGCUGAACUUGAGAUCCAGGGAUCUGAGCAGCAGCUGGAGGAACAGGAAGACCUGGAACAAAGCACGGGUGCAGAAAUGCAAGAAAGAGCAUCACGGAUAGAGAGCCCAGUCCCUGCUCCACAGAGCCCCUCAGAGGGCAGUCAGGUCCUGCUGGACAUGGCCGAGCUCAUUGCCACUGAGAUCCUGAAGAAGGCUGAGCUUGAGAUCCAGGGAUUUGACCAGCAGCUGGAGGAACAGGGAGACCUGGAACAAACCAGGGCUACAGGAAUGUUAACAACAGGGACCGCAGACAGGCCGGAGAGCCUGGACUCCCUCCCACACAGCCCCUGCUGCCUCUCCUCCCCUGUGUUCACCUAUGUGGAACCCAAGGCCCUCAGUGGGCAGCAGGUGGCGGGAGAAGGGGAGACAGUCCUGGCAGUCCAGGAAACUGAGGAGGGGGCGUUUGCCGAGGAUGAGAACAACUGGAAAUUCUAUGACGAGCUGGAGCUUUGCAAGUGGCAGGAAGAGAAAGAAGUCGAUACCUACCAGUGGGAAGACGGCAUCGACCAAGAGCUUUCCCAGGAGGAAGACUGCAUUGGCCAAGAGUUGUCUGAAGAGGAAGUUAAGAGACACUCAGAGCAGUCCCAGCGUGCAGAUGACAGUGACAGGGAGCUCUCACUGGAGAACUGCGAAUGUGUGACCGCCCACAACACUCAGGAGGAGGACGAGGAAGAGUUGGGUGUCCUGGAGCUGUCCCAAGGAGAAGGCACGGAACACAGGCUGGGAAUCCUUGUGGAAGAGGGGCUCCCGGUGCCUGUCCCUCGUGAGGCGUGGGCUGAGUGCCAGGUGCCCGCCCCAUGCUCAGUGGGGCCAGUCUGUGCAUCCACUCCCCAGAUGGAGGCCCAGGCCCCCCAAGGGGCUGCAGCUCCUCCCACCUUGGACAGGCAGGUGGCAGAGGCAGGGACACAGACCCAGGGCCCCCCUUGUUUCUGGCGGGUGCUCGGGGCUCUGCUCAGGCUGUUCCACGCCUGCAGGCCGGGACAGCCCCAGGAUUAGGCCCCGCUCCGGCGCCGGGCCAGGCCUGGACAGAGCAGCUGGCCUGGAGCCUGCCCCGCACCCCAAGGGCACUGCGUGCACAUGUUCCUGCAGGAUGACCAACCCCUGGCUGCUUGGGAUCAGUCCAAGUGGAUCUCACCGAGACCAAACAGUUUCCAACGUGGCAGCACCAAACCGGCGCCGAUGGGGGACGGCUCGUGCCAGGGUGGCUCAGUGGGGAACCACAGGGAAUCCUCAAGGCUGGCAGAGACCUUCAGGAUCAUCCAGUGCCACCGUCCCCCAGCACUACCAGAAUCACCCCGAGGGCCACAUCCCCGAGGGCCACAUCCAGGUGCUUCUCCAACACUUCCAGAGACACCACCGACCACCUUCUGACUCCACCACCGACCUGCGACACCUCCUCAAUUCUUGACUGCUCCUGCUGUUAGGAAUGAGCCAGCCCAGGACAUAUUGCUCCCAGAACCUCCCUGCAGGACUGCCACGUCCACAGCUAUUCCACAGCAAAUGAAAGUUGGCUAAAAUAAAUAAUUGUUAUAGCAAAUUAUUAAAAAACAAUAAAUUAAAAAUAAAAUAUAAUAAAGAACCCUAAAUGAUUUGACAUCAUAGUAAUUAUUAAUAUAUACUCCAGCAUAUAAUAUAUAUAUAAUUAUACCAUCUAUUAUAAUUACUUAUAAUAAUUAAAUCUUGCCUUAUAUUCCUUAAAAUAUUAUCACAGUUGCAAUGCGUUUGCCCAGGAAGUGACAAAGAAAAUAAAGACAGAACACUGCUCAAAUUACUUAA
Molecule: messenger RNA, 2596 nt
Organism: Lepidothrix coronata (blue-crowned manakin)
Lineage: Eukaryota; Metazoa; Chordata; Aves; Passeriformes; Pipridae
Product: bromodomain-containing protein DDB_G0280777-like
Exons: 2
Coding region: 410-1816 (468 amino acids)
Source: RefSeq, a predicted model, not a curated record